GCAAAAAAAAAAGAAAAGAAGAGAGAGAGAGAGAGUGAGGGGAGUGCGCUUCAAGCAACGGUGCGGGCUUACAAAGUGUCCUUUUCGUGUUUCCGGUGAGGGGCAGCAGUUAGUCUCCUCCGCAAAACAUUCUCAAGUGGUCGUGGGUUGCUCCCCCCCCCCCCAAAAAAAAAGAAAUAAGAAGAAACAAAGUUGGAGCUUACAGGCGUGCUCGUGGCGGGACUUCUAUAACAUGUCGGGGAAUAAGGACACCGACGGCGGCUGGAGGGGCUUUCUGUGGAAUUCCGAGAGGAAGGAGUUUCUGGGGAGAACCGGCAGCAGUUGGUUCAAAAUCCUUUUGUUCUACGUCAUCUUCUACGGCUGCUUGGCGGCCUUCUUCGCCGGGACCAUUCAGGUGAUGAUGCUCACCUUGAGCAACUACAAGCCCACCUACCAGGACCGGGUGGCCCCCCCAGGUCUGUCACAUAUGCCACGCUCUUUUAAGUCCGAGAUAUCAUUCAACAUCAGCAACCCGACGUCGUAUGAGUUGUACGUGGCGAGCAUUAACAAGUUCCUCAUGCUCUACGAUGACGACCGCCAAACCGACCUGAUAAAAUACGAAAACUGCGGAGAUGAACCCGAGCCGUACCGCGAGCGCGGCAGCCUGGAGAGCGACCUGGGCCAGCGCAAGGCCUGCAGCUUCAGAAGGUCCUGGCUGCAAACCUGCUCAGGCAAACUCGACGGCACCUACGGCUUCCGGGACGGAGCCCCGUGCAUCAUCGUCAAACUCAACAGGAUCGUCAACUUCAGGCCCAGGGCUCCCGCCAGCGAUGACGUGUUGCCUGCGGAUCUUGUGAGCCGAGUAAAGCCCAACUCCCUGCCCAUUUUCUGUAAGAACAAGCGCGACGAGGACGCGGACAAGCUCGGCGAGAUCAAGUACUUCGGCUUCGAGGGAAGCUUCCCGCUGCAGUACUACCCGUACUACGGCCGGCUGCUGCACCCCAACUACCUUCAGCCCCUGGUGGCCAUCCAGUUCUUCAACGUAACGCUGGGCCAGGAGGUGCGCAUCGAGUGCAAGGUUUAUGGUGCCAACAUCAAGUACAGCGUGAAGGAUCGCUAUAUGGGACGAUUUGAGGUCAAGUUCAACAUCAACUCGUGACCUCCUCCGUAGGUCGGUCAGUCGGCGCGCAGUCGUCACGCCCCGCCCCCUUUUUGUCUUUUCUUUUGACAAGCAACUCUCCCAAAAACACAGAGCCAAUUGAGAUGAUAAAAGAAAAAUAAGGAAAAAAAAAAAAAAAACAACACUAUAGUCAUUCGUCUUU
This is a messenger RNA of Phycodurus eques (leafy seadragon), 1301 nucleotides long. It is a transcript of the gene atp1b1a, whose product is annotated as ATPase Na+/K+ transporting subunit beta 1a. Gene Ontology annotation, cellular component: sodium:potassium-exchanging ATPase complex. The transcript is spliced from 6 exons. Gene Ontology annotation, biological process: potassium ion import across plasma membrane; intracellular sodium ion homeostasis; sodium ion export across plasma membrane. NCBI's taxonomy places the organism in Eukaryota, Metazoa, Chordata, Actinopteri, Syngnathiformes, Syngnathidae. Bases 233 to 1138 code for a protein of 301 amino acids. The record is from RefSeq and is a predicted model, not a curated record. Gene Ontology annotation, molecular function: ATPase activator activity.